AUGGAGGAGAACAAUAGGGAAAGUAAUAGUAGAAAUGGUAGUUUCAGGUUGGGAUUGGGUUUAGGAGUGAACGAGGCAAAAGUUCACACUGUUGUUGAGCUUGGUGGGUUUGAAACAAAGAGUCUUCUUUUAGAUGGUGAUCAUGAGGAGAGAGAAAAACAAGAACAACAACAACAACAAAAACAUCAACCUCUUACAAACACUCUAUCUCCUAGACAAAUGAAGUCUCUUGUUGCUCUUUGUGAUACCAUAAUACCUUCCAUUGAAGGCAACAACGUUGUUCAUUCCUCUCAUGAAUCUGUUAACAACUUCUACCGUACUUCUGCCUCCAUGGCUGGUACCCCUCAACGUCUUGGAAUAUUAAUUGAAAAAUUGAAACACCCAAGUACAAGAUUAUUGAUGGUGACAUUAUGGCUACUAUCUACAUGGUUUGGCACAUUAAUAUUGUGUGGCAAGGCAAGUCUCUCAACAAACUUCCCUUUCUUCCGUAGCUUCCCUGACCUGUCUUCAGAGACACGUCAAAAUGUUAUGAAGUGUUGGUCUCAGAGUUAUUUUCAUCAUCUUAGAAUGUUUUUCAGAACCAUUAAGCUUCUCACUCUCCUCGUCUUCUUUACUCAGCUAGAUGAAGAAGAAAACAACCCAUCAUGGAAGGCAAUUGGAUACAGUGGACCUCAUGAAGAGUUCAAACGGCAACAAAAGAACCACAUUUUACAAAAAUCAUCAAAAGAAGGACUACAAAAGGAAAAACAAGAAGAUAAUAAUGAUGAUGAUAAUGAUAAUAAUGAAGAGAUUUUAGGACCUCUUUAUAGAGGUCUUGUCCAUCUAAACCAUCCCUGUGACAUAAUUGCAGAUUCCUUAAGAAGAUUCAAAUUCCAUGUCUCUGUCACUCCUCCAAACAAUAAACCUUCAACCAUCUCAUCUCCUUCACUAGUUAUCCAAUGUGAUGUAGUAGUUGUUGGUUCUGGCUCAGGAGGUGGAGUGGUAGCUGGAGUUUUAGCAAAAAGUGGUUAUAAAGUGUUGGUAUUAGAGAAAGGAAGCUAUUUUGCUAGAAACAAUGUUUCUCUUCUUGAAGGACCAACCAUGGAUCAAAUGUACCUCUCUAAUGGUUUAAUUGCUACAACCGAUAUGUCGGUAUUAAUACUAGCAGGAUCCACAGUUGGUGGAGGGUCUACAAUCAAUUGGUCAGCAAGCAUUAAAACCCCUCACCAUGUCUGCAAGGAAUGGUGUGAUAUCCAUGAGCUAGAAUUAUUUGAAAGUACAUUGUACAAAGAAGCCAUGGAUGUUGUGUGUAAGAAAAUGGGAGUACAAUCUGAUUUUGAAGAGGAAGGGUUUAAUAAUGCAGUAUUAAGAAAAGGUUGCCAUGAAAUGGGGUAUCCUGUUAACAACAUUCCUAGAAAUGCUCCACCAAAUCAUUAUUGUGGGUGGUGUUGUAUGGGAUGCAAAGAUGGAACAAAGAAAGGAACAUCAGAAACAUGGCUUGUGGAUUUGGUGAAAUCAGGUAAUGGAGCUAUUCUUCCUAAAUGUGAAGCUAUACAAAUCUUGCAUAGAGAAAAGAAAGGAAGUGAUAGAAAAACUGCUAGUGGAGUGGCUUUUGCAAUUGAGUACAAUGGGAACAAAGACAUUUGUGUGGUGGAAUCUAAAGUCACAAUUAUAGCAUGUGGAGCACUUAGUACUCCAUCAUUACUUAAAAGAAGUGGUUUGAAAAAUGAAAACAUAGGGAGAAACUUGCAUCUUCAUCCAGUGACAAUGGCUUGGGGAUACUUCCCUAAUUCACCUUCUUCAUCCAAGUUAUGGCCUGAGGAACAUAAAAAAAGCUAUGAAGGAGGGAUCAUGACAGCAAUGUCAACUGUUGUUGCAGAGUUUAAUAAAUCAGGAUAUGGUGCAGUGAUUCAAACACCUUCAUUGCAUCCAGGUUUGUUCUCAAUUCUAAUGCCAUGGAAUUCUGGAAUGGAUAUAAAAGAUCGAAUGCGUAAGUUUUCGAGAACUGCUCAUGUGUUUGCAUUGGCUAGGGAUCAAGGAUCAGGAACUGUGGAUUCACCUAGUUGUAUAAGUUAUCAUAUGAAAGAUGCAGACAAAGAGAAUUUGAAAAAAGGAAUUGAGAAAGUGCUUAGAAUAUUGGCAGCAGCUGGUGCUGAAGAAAUUGGAACACACAAUAAUAAGGGAAAUAGGUUGAAUGUUAAGAAAGUGAGCUAUCAUGAAUUUGAGAAAUUUGUUAAGGAAGAAAGUUCAAUGGAAUUAACUGACCUUUCAACACCUAUAUGUUCAGCACAUCAGAUGGGGAGCUGUCGAAUGGGGAAUAAUCCAAAGGACUCAGUUGUGAACCAAAUGGGGGAAACAUGGGAAGUUGAGGAUCUUUAUAUUGCAGAUGCAAGUGUAUUUCCCACUGCUUUGGGUGUGAAUCCAAUGGUUACUAUUCAGGCUAUUGCAUAUUGCACAGCACAACAUGUUCUUGAAGUUCUUAGAAGGAAAAAGUGAAGAUUUUAUUUGAAAAUAUUCAAAUUGCAAUAAUUUUAAGGGAGUUGCACAAAUAAUAUGAGUACCAAGAUAAUAAGAUUAGUUUACUUCACGUAUAAUUGCAAAGUUUACUAUUUUUGUCAUGGGUUUUGAAUAAUUAGUGUAUGGAAAUUUGUUACAGAAAGCUUAAACAUACAUUAAAAUCAAUCUCUUAUGUACAUUGAAGGUCUCUAUAUCGAAUUUCCAAACACACAUGUGUACUUGUUAUAUACUUUUAUUGUUGAUGCUUCAAUUAUGUCAACUAUGACAUGUUUCUUCUUUCAUUGUUA
Messenger RNA from Cicer arietinum (chickpea), 2783 nucleotides. RefSeq names its product long-chain-alcohol oxidase FAO4A-like. Gene Ontology annotation, molecular function: long-chain-alcohol oxidase activity; flavin adenine dinucleotide binding. The record is from RefSeq and is a predicted model, not a curated record. Lineage: Eukaryota; Viridiplantae; Streptophyta; Magnoliopsida; Fabales; Fabaceae.